Pollicipes pollicipes is the source of this 6439-nucleotide messenger RNA. Its product is annotated as midasin-like. Gene Ontology annotation, molecular function: ATP binding; ATP hydrolysis activity. Gene Ontology annotation, biological process: ribosomal large subunit assembly; ribosomal large subunit export from nucleus. Gene Ontology annotation, cellular component: nucleus; preribosome, large subunit precursor. NCBI's taxonomy places the organism in Eukaryota, Metazoa, Arthropoda, Thecostraca, Pollicipedomorpha, Pollicipedidae. The record is from RefSeq and is a predicted model, not a curated record.
UCGAGGGCUGCACGGAUGAUUAAGUUGGGCUAGGGGAGGAGCUGUGAUUCCUGUCUCAGGUCCAGGCAAAAAUCAACCAGAAUUAGACUCUCUAAACAUCACAAAUAUGGAGGUAGAUGAUAGGAUUCCAAGUUUUUGUGAGGACACAACCAUCAUACUAUAUGCAGAGCAGCUGCAGCUUAUGCUCGACAAACUUCCUGAUAAUGCAAAGAAAAAGAUCAAGCCACUGCUGGAAGGCAAGAAGGCAAAUGCUGCUGAUGUCUGGCAUCAGCUGCUGCUGCUGAUGGAAGAUGAGUUAAGCCGCCGUGAGGUGCUGCUGGGUGUCCCUGGAGUAGUACCUGCACUACUGGCUGGCUUGAGUGACCAAGACAGCACUGAAAUGUUCCUGUCUGCACUGGCUGACACAGUCAAGUAUCUGCCUCAGCUGUCAGGGUGUGUGGAGGCGCUGCUGAGCCAGUGCUCAGAGCCGCCGUGGCUGCCGCUGGUCGGUGGCGGCGGCGGUGACAGUGGCGACGACAGCGGCAGCAGCGCGCCCAGCCGGCGGAAGCGACGCCGGCUGGAGUCGGGCUACACACGCCGCCUGCUGGCUGUGCUGCUGCCUCUAGUGCUGCGCUUCCCAGAAACGGCCCGCCACCUCUGGGACUGGUCCGGCUUCUUCCGACUGAUGCGCGACAGUGACGCCGAGACGCGAUGGCUGGCGGCGCGCCUCGCAGCGCUCGUGUCGGGCAUGGGUGCGGCGCAGACGGCGGCGCUGACGGCGGCGGCCGGCCUGGACGGCGGCGCCGAGCUGGCACUGGCAGCGCGCCACCUCAGUCCCACGCCGAUGGCGGGGCCGCCGGACGUCCGCCCGGGUCGCGAUGUCGGUGGCCACCGCUCGCGCGCCCUGCUCACCUCCGAGGACAUCUCGGGACCGCUAGUAUGCGUGGAGGGCAUCACCCUGCCCGUCGUCGAUACCCAGGCCGCGUGCCCCGGCCCGCUGGUGCGCGUGGCCGAGACACGCUCGGCGCUGCGCGCGCUGGCGCUGGCGGCAGCGGCCGGCCGGCCGGCCCUUCUGCAGGGCCCCGUCGGCUCCGGGAAAACCUCGCUGGUGCACCAGCUGGCGUCUGUCACCGGCCACGUGGGCUGGCCGCGCCUCGUCACCGUUCAGCUAGGCGACCAGACGGACAGCAAGCUGCUGCUGGGCACGUACCGCUGCACGGAGGUGCCCGGAGAAUUUGUCUGGCAGCCUGGCUGUCUGACUCAGGCCGUGACGGAGGGCCACUGGCUGCUCCUGGAGGACGUGGACCACGCGCCGAUGGACGUGGUGUCGCUGCUGGUGCCGCUGCUCGAGUCGCGCGCGCUGACCGUGCCCGGCCAUGGGGACGUGGUGCGCGCCGCGCCUGGCUUCCAGCUGUUCGCCACUCAGAGACUGCUGCCCGGCUCUGGCGGGAUGCACAAGCAGCAGGUGUCGCACUCGAGUCUGCUGGACAAGCUGUGGCAGAGGAUUGCCGUCCAGCCGCUGCCGAUCGAACAGCUCAAACAGGUCAUCGUGCACAAGUGGCCGAAGCUUGCCACGGUCGCUGAUCGCAUGCUGGAAGUGUACGAUGUGAUGACGUCAGCACGGGACUCCGGUGACGUCACGGGCACGGAGCGGUGCCCAGAGACAGCCCGGCUGCAGAUGAAGGAGGCCCGCAUGGUCUCCACCAGAGACCUGAUGAAGUGGUGUCAGCGCAUCGGCGACACGUUCGACGUCACGUCGGCCCGCUGCGCCAGCAUCAUGUUCCAGGACGCAGCCGACAUCUUCUGCGCCGCCGUGGCCAGACGAGAGCUGCGACUGCCGCUGGCCCAGGAGAUCGGUGCGCGCCUCAACCUGCUGAGCGCCCAGGUGGAGUUCAGCGUCUGCAGUCACAAGCCGAGUGUGGUGCUGACGCCGGAACUCGUGACGGCCGGGCGCGCUCAGCUCGGCGUGCGCCACGCCAGCGUGGUCACCAGUCAGAGGUCCAGUGUGCAGUUCUCCUUCACGCGCCAGUCUUGCGUUCUGCUGGAGCGCGUCGGUGUCGCCAUCUCUUGUCGGGAGUCGGUGCUGCUGGUUGGCGAGACGGGCGUGGGCAAGACGUCGAGCGUGCAGUACCUGGCCGAGAAGACCGGCCACAAGCUGGUAGUCAUCAACAUGAACCAGCAGAGCGACAGCGCUGACCUGCUGGGAGGAUACAAACCGGUGGACAUCAAACAGGUCAUGGCGCCUCUGCGUGAAGAUUUUGAGUCUCUCUUCAAAGAAACCUUUGAUGUUACUUCGAACGAGAAGUUCCUGAAAAAUAUCAUGGCGCUGUUCGCCGCCGGCCGUUGGCAGGACAUGGCCGCUCUGAUGAGGCACGUGCACGGCCAGGCGCCGGCCCGGUUGCGCCGCCGCGGCCUGCCGCCUGAACACCGGCUCUGGGCCGGCUGGCAGGCGCUGGGCGCGCGCCUGCAGCGCCUGCGCGACCGCGGCCAGCGCGAGCUGGCGCUGGCCUUCGCCUUCAUCGAGGGCACGCUGGUCAGGGCGCUCCGCGAAGGCUGCUGGGUGCUGCUGGACGAGAUCAACCUGGCGUCGGCCGAGACGCUGGAGUGCCUGUCGGGCCUGCUGGAAUCGCCGGACGGGCCGCUGACGCUGUUGGAGCGGGGCGACGUCCAGACGGUCGGCCGCCACCCGCACUUCCGCCUGUUCGCCUGCAUGAACCCGGCCACCGACGUGGGCAAGCGCGACCUGCCGGCCGGACUGCGCAACAGGUUUACCGAGUUUUUCGUGGACGAGCUGGAGGAGGAGUCGGACCUGCGUGUGCUCACCGGCGACUACCUGCGCCACCUGGCGGCCAGCGCCGCCCAGCUCGGCGGUGUGGUGGCCUUCUACCAGCGCGUGCGCCGCGAGGCGACCGACCGCCUGCAGGACGGCACCGGUCACCGGCCUCACUACAGCUUGCGCACGCUGUGCCGGGCCCUGCGCGUGGCGGCGCGCAACCCCUGCGGAGCAGUCAGCCGCUCCCUGUACGAGGCGCUCUGCUUCAGCUUCCUCACGCAGCUGGACCGCGCCUCGCACCCGACAGUCACUGGUCUGGUGGAGACGCUGGUGCUGGGUGGCCGCAAGAAGGGCCUGCUCGAGCAGCCGAUCCCGGCGCCCGAGCUCAAGGGCUACGUCCAGUUCGAGGGCUACUGGGUGCGUCAGGGCAAGGAGGAGCCCAAGCCUCCCGAUAACUACGUGCUGACGGCGUCCGUGCGUCAGAACCUGCGUGACCUGGCGCGCGCCGUCUCGCUGGGCGGCCAGCCGGUGCUGCUGCAGGGCGAGACGUCCGUCGGCAAGACCUCGCUCAUCAGCUACCUGGCCGCCGCCUCGGGCAACCGCUGCGUGCGCAUCAACAACCACGAGCACACCGAUCUGCAGGAGUACGUGGGCGCGUACGGCGCAGACGCUCACGGCCGCCUCGUCUUCCAGGAGGGGGCGCUAGUGGAGGCGAUGCGACGCGGCCACUGGAUCAUCCUGGACGAGCUGAACCUGGCGCCGUCCGACGUGCUGGAGGCACUGAACCGCGUGCUGGACGACAACCGGGAGCUCUUCAUCCCAGAGACGCAGACAGUGGUGCGCGCCCACCCGCGCUUCGUGCUGUUCGCCACGCAGAACCCGCCCGGCCUGUACGGCGGACGCAAGAUGCUGUCCCGCGCCUUCCGCAACCGCUUCAUCGAGCUGCACUUCGACGACAUCCCGCCGCCCGAGCUGGAGAUAAUCCUGCACGAGCGCUGCCACUUGCCGGCCAGCUACUGCCGCAAGAUGGUGGCCGUGCUGCUGGACCUGCAGACCCGGCGGCGCGGCAGCAGCGUCUUCCAGGGCAAGCAGGGCUUCAUCACGCUCCGGGACCUGUUCCGAUGGGCCGAGCGGUACCGGCUGGCCGGCCAGCAGGCGGCGCGCUUCUACGACUGGGACCAGCACGUGGCGGACGAAGGCUAUCUGGUGCUGGCCGGCCGGGUGCGGAAGGAGGAGGAGUGUGACGUCAUUGCCGCCGCCCUGCAGAAACACUUCAAACGGACGGUAGACGUGCAGAACCUUUUCUCCCUGCACGAGAAGACGUCUCCGGUGACGCGACCGGUGCUGGAGCAGCUGCUGUCGGGCCGUAGCGGCGAGCUCGGCUUCCAGCACCUGGUGUGGACCUUCAGCACUCGCCGGCUGGCCGUUCUCCUCUGCCAGGCGCUGCGGUUCCGGGAGCCGGCUCUGCUGGUGGGCGACACGGGCUGCGGUAAGACCACCGUCUGCCAGCUGCUGGCGGCCGACGCCGGCCGCCAGCUCCACACCGUCAACUGUCACAUGCACAGCGAGGGCGCCGACUUCCUGGGCGGGCUGCGGCCCGUCCGCAACAGACAGGGAGAGGAGGAGGAGGAGGAGGCGAGCGCGCUCUUCGAGUGGGUCAACGGCCCGCUGGUGGAGGCCAUGCGGCGGGGCGACUACUUCCUCUCUGACGAGAUCUCGCUGGCGGACGACAGCGUGCUGGAGCGGCUCAAUUCCGUGCUGGAGCCGGAGCGGACCUUGCUGCUGGCGGAGAAGGCCGGCGGCGACGGCUCCGACCUGGUGGUGGCGGACGGCGAGUUCCGAUUUGUGGCCACCAUGAACCCGGGCGGGGACUACGGCAAGAAGGAGCUGUCGCCGGCGCUGCGGAACCGGUUCACGGAGAUCUGGUGUCCGCAGUCGCGCUCCCGCAACGACCUGGAGGCCAUCAUCGCGCACAACCUGCGCGCCGGCAGCGCCUCGCUCGCCCAGAUCAUGAUGGACUUUGUCCAGUGGUUCUCCGCCUCGGACGCGGGCAAAAAGGUCACUGUCAGCAUCCGCGACAUCCUGGCCUGGGUCAACUUCAUCAACGUGGCCGGCGACUCUGGUGUGGCCGUGCCGCAGGCCUACAUCCACGGCGCGUGCCUGGUGUUCCUGGACGGCCUGGGCUCGGGCCAGCCGGCCUCCUCCAGCACCUCCUUGCGGGCGGCGCGCGACGAGUGCCUGCGCCACCUGACGGACCAGAUGGCGCGCUGGUCGGACGAGGCUGGCGUCGCGCUCGAGCUUGACGGCCAGCUCGUCAACAGCGACGCACAGUUCGGGUUCGCCCCGUUCGUGAUCGCGAAAGGCUCGGAUGUGCCGGCCGUCUCGCUGGAAGGCGUGUUCAGCCUGACGGCGUCUACACCGGCCGAGAACGCGCGUCGCCUGCUUCGCGCGCUGCAGUUGACCAAGCCGGUGCUGCUGGAGGGCAGCCCCGGCGUGGGCAAGACGAGCCUGGUGGCGGCGCUGGCGCGCGCCUCCGGACACCGACUCACCCGCAUCAACCUCUCCGACCAGACGGACGUGUCUGACCUGUUCGGGGCCGACCUGCCGGUGGAGGGCGGCCGCGGCGGACAGUUCGCCUGGCGCGACGGACCGCUGCUGCAGGCACUCAAGGCCGGACACUGGGUCGUCUUGGACGAGCUGAACCUGGCGUCACAGUCGGUGCUGGAGGGCCUGAACGCCUGUCUGGACCACCGCGGCUCGGUGUUCGUGCCAGAGCUGGGGCGCACGUUCGCCCUCCAACGGGGCGUCACGCGCAUCUUCGCAUGCCAGAACCCGCUGCACGAGGGCGGCGCGCGCAAGGGCCUGCCCAAGUCCUUCCUCAACCGCUUCACACAGGUGUUCGUGGAGCCGCUCUCGCAAGACGACCUGGAGCACAUCGUGCUGUCGACGCGUCUGCCGGCGGGCGGCCGCUGUCCGCCGGCGGCUGACGUGCGCCGCAUGGCUGACUUCAGCCGUCGACUCAACGCCGCCGUCCACGGCCGGCGCGAAUUCGGCCAGCGCGGCGGGCCCUGGGAGUUUAACCUGCGCGACAUCACCAGGUGGUGCGAGCUGCUGGCGGCCGAGUCCGAGCCGGGCUCACCGGGGCGACAUGUCCAGCUGCUGUACGCCGACCGGAUGCGCUCCGCCACCGACAAGGCGGCCGUGCUGCAGCUCUCGGACCAGGUGUUCGGGGAGCGGUACGUUCGUCCGCCGUGCCAUCUAUCAGUGUCCUGUGAAGCUCUGUGUGUGGGUCGCUCCCGCAUGGAGCGUGCUGCGGACGAGAACCACGUCAUGUCGGCGUCCGACCUGGACCUGCAGAUCGUGCGGGGCCAGCUGCCGACCAUCGAGUCCCUGAUGACGUGCAUCAACAUGAACUGGAUGGCCAUCCUGGUGGGGCCGGCCGAGAGCGGCAAGACGUCGGCCGUGCGCACGCUGGCCGCGAUGGCCGGACGCCGUCUGCGCGUGCUCACCAUGAACUCGGCCACGGACACCACCGAGCUGUUGGGCGGCUUCGAGCAGGCUGACCUGAGACGACACCUGGAGGAGGUGACCCGGGAGCUGGAGGAGCUGACCUGGGCGCAGGUCAGGUCGCACCUGCUGGCGCAUGGCUCGCCCCCGGCCGAGGCAGAGAGCCGCUGCGCGCAGAUC